CAACUAUGUAGUCGCGAUCCCUCCAUUGAGACGAGAAGACUGUAUUUCUGUGCUCGAGCGCCGAUAAAUUAUUUUGUUUUGUAUUUUUUAGAUAUAGCGUGUACAUUAUAAAAUUGAGAUUGUGUGUUUUCCUAUAUAGCGUGUAUAUAAAUUAGAGAUUGUGUAUUUUUUAAAUUAUUUGGCUGUGUAAUAAGGACCUAGAAAAGAUGGCAAAUAAAAAAAACAAAAUAAAACGCAGUAAAAGAGAACAUAAGAAGUUUAAAAUUCAAGUGAUGGCUAAUUGUCGGAGAGUUGUUUCAGCACAUAAAAAUAGACCACAAGCUAAUGAAUUGGAUAUGACUGAAAUCGUAAACGAGAGUCCCUCAAAUGUACCUACGAUUGGAGUUUUAAAGAAUGUUGGGGUUUCGGAAGAACUUGAUCCAAAAAGUGACGAAUGUCUUGCACCAGAACGUAACAUCAAACAUCGAGAGACAAAAGGAAAAAGGCAGUUUAAAAAAAAAGGAGACUAAAGAAUCAACAAAUGAAAAUAUAUGCGACGCUAGUGAACGUCUUAUAAUAGAUAAAGUGUACUUCUUUGAACAACUUAAAAAAAUUUCAAACCAUGCACCUUAAUUUGGCUGUAACUUAUCGAAUCUAAAUAUCACGGGAGAGACAAAAAUAGGGCUUUAUUCCAAACUAAAACUUUCUUGCGAGAUGUGCAAUGCCAAAUUUAUUAUAAAUACAUCAAAUCCACACCCAGCCGAAAACUUAGACAUAAAUACAGCUGCGGUUUCUGGAAUCACAAACGCUGGUAUUGGUUUGAAGCAAUUCCAAGGGUUGUGUACAGCAAUGAAUGUUCCCACAUUGACACAACAAAUGUUUGAUAAAAAACACGUUAUCGUUUGUGAGCAAUGGGAAAAAACUGCUCAUCAGACUAUGGCAGCUGCAGCGGAACGAGAAAGACGGACUGCAAUAGAAGAAGGCAGAGUCUUAGAUGGUAUAGCAGUCAUUGAUGUAAUUGCUGAUGCCUGCUGGUCUUAGCGCUCAUACAAAAGUAAUUACGCGGCACUUUCUGGAGCAGCUGCCAUAGUUGGUAGGAAAUUCGGAGAAGUUAUUUUCCUAGGUGUGAAAAACAAAUACUGCUGUAUUUGUGAUCGUGCAGCGAAUAAAGGAUUGACG
Molecule: messenger RNA, 1158 nt
Organism: Maniola jurtina (meadow brown)
Lineage: Eukaryota; Metazoa; Arthropoda; Insecta; Lepidoptera; Nymphalidae
Exons: 4
Coding region: 207-509 (100 amino acids)
Source: RefSeq, a predicted model, not a curated record